GUAAAGGCUAAAAUUUUUUUUCAAACCAAACAUUUUAAACAAAAUCAAGAGAUUUUUUGAAAACAUGUCGACAUUCAAGAACCCUAAACAAUAAGGAAAGCAUUGCAACUUCCACACUGGGUCACUGCAAUGAAGGAAGAACUAGAGGCACUUCAUAAAAACAACACAUGGACAUUGGUUCCUACACCUUCACCACAAACUAAUAUUGUUGGAUCAAAUUGGGUGUUCAAAACAAAGUUGAAUUCUGAUGGCAAUGUUGAUAGAUUUAAAGCCCGAUUGGUAGCACGAGGAUACUCUCAAGUACCAAGAGUAGACUUUGAGGAGACUUUUAGUCCUAUUCUAAAACCAACAACCUUGCGGCUAGUCCUUGCUCUUGCUACAACUUUGUUCUGGCCAUUUAGACAGCUAGAUGUAAAGAAUGCUUUUCUCCAUGGCAACCUCAAGGAAGAAGUGUACAUGCGCCAACCACUUGGCCUUGAAGAUCUAAUUCAUCCUGACUAUGACACUAUACUACUUUUAUUAUAUGUGGAUGACAUUGUCCUCACAGCUAGCUCAUUGACAUUACUACAAGAAGUUAUCAACAAUUUAAGCAACAAGUUUGCCCUUAAGGACCUCGGAUCUCUUAGCUACUUUUUAGGUAUUGAAGUUACCAAGUUCCUAGAGGGCAUUUUUCUAUCACAAGCUAAAUAUUCCAGAGAUGUUCUUACUCAAGCUUCCAUGCUUGAAGCUGCAACUAUUGCUACCCCAUUGGUGGCCAAAGACACAAUUACUCCAUGAGACAAUGAUCUUGUGGAUACACAAAAGUAUAGGAAAAUUGUUGGGGCCCUACAAUAUUUGACAAUUACGAGAAUUGACAUAUGUCAUGCUGUUAAUAGAGUUUGCCAAUUCAU
Messenger RNA from Rubroshorea leprosula, 890 nucleotides. The record is from the annotation of a GenBank genome assembly. NCBI's taxonomy places the organism in Eukaryota, Viridiplantae, Streptophyta, Magnoliopsida, Malvales, Dipterocarpaceae.